CAAAGGUUCAAUUCUACUCUUUCAGGUGAAAAGCAUUGAUUGAAAACUCCCAACAGCUACACUCCCUCCAUCAAGCUUGUUCUUCCAUAUCAAUUGCCACCGUCUCUACCAUUCAAUCCACCUUCUCACCAAAAUGUAUGCUCUUCGUCGUUCGGCCGCGCGCCUCCUCACUGCGCGACCUUCUACCUAUCUCCCCACCUCUCGGUCGUUCAUCUCAGUAGUUGCUCCUCCCACAAGAGCUAUCAAGCCAUAUCCUACUCAACUGUUGGCCCGGCGAUGGAAUACCACCGACAGUCAAGUUGAAGAACAAGCCCCUAGGCCUACCGAAACUUCCGAGGUCGAGAACGAGGCACAAUCAUCGAGCGAAACUCCUUCGGAACCUUCCCCAGCUAUCGCCGAGUCUGCCAACUUGACGGAAGCAACUGAGGAAUACAAUUCUGCGGCCGAGACAGGCGAGCGACCUUCCCCAACCCAAGGGAUCGUCGCUGAUGGUACAUUCACAUCUCCGAGCCCACAGGAUGCGAAGCCUGGCCUUUUCGCCCCCAAACCCACCAUUUACAUUGGCAACCUCUUCUUCGACGUCACUGAAUCAGAUCUCGUCAAAGAAUUCACACGAUUUGGUACUGUCUCAGGGGCCAAAAUUAUUCGAGACAGUCGAGGUCUAAGUAAAGGAUUCGCAUACCUUGACUUUGUCGAUGUCAAUGCCGCCCAGGAAGCCGUUACGAACAUGAACAUGCAGCUUUACGAAGGUCGACGCAUGACCGUGCAAUUUGCCGCCCGACCUUCGCAGGGAAACAGACCCGGCCGCUCGUCUGAGUCCAAGCCACUUAACCCUCCCUCCAAGACCCUCUUCAUUGGCAACAUGUCUUUUGAAAUGACCGAUCGCGACCUGAGCAACUUGUUCCGUGGCAUCAGAAACGUGGUCGACGUCAGAGUUGCCAUUGAUCGACGCACCGGACAACCUCGUGGUUUUGCCCAUGCCGACUUUAUCGAUGUCAAGAGUGCUAUGGAAGGCAUGAAGGUUCUUGAACAGAAGGAAACCUACGGCCGGAAAUUAAGACUCGACUUCUCCUACAGCUCCAACCAGGCCCCGAAAAACAAUCCUUCGGGCCAGGUUUCGAACCAGGGCCCAUCCAAUGACCUGUAAAUCAUCUCCGAGCCUCUGUUCUACUUGUAUAGCCUCAGCCCACGGGGAUUAUAAUGUUCCAGGACUCUUUGCACGACCUUUCGAGAUGAGCGAGGAACAGCCUUCACCUCGAUCAUAUGUACACUACUAGACGUGCAGCACAGGUGAUGUACCUGCCUCUCACCCGGCUUGGUGUGGCAUGUCUUCUCGUUCUGGCAAGAUGUCCGUUGCAAACGUCGAGUGAAGUCGAUUUCAUGUGUACAAUAUUUGUUCACACACUGCAUUGGGCGAAGGCGUUGUUGACAGGACAUGGGACGCUCAUCAGUGAUUGUGGCAAAAGCUGUACGGCCAACGACGCGAAGUGGUUGGGAUAAAAGUUGGGUAUUGCUCAGGUUGCUGCUGAGGCUGAGCUCGAGGAGAGGGAGGGUUGACUCUGUGGCUUCGCAGAGCAGAGCGUCUCUAUCCAUUGUAACAGAAAGUUCAACGGCGUAUCGCGUGCGUUGCAAAGUGUUUGCCUAUUGGAUCACAUCUAGACCGAUCCAUCUUCAUUGUUGUGUAUGAAAAUAUCUCCAUUCUUGUCAUCAAUUCACAUAAAGUAACUUGAUGCGUUAAUU
Messenger RNA from Exophiala mesophila, 1740 nucleotides. RefSeq lists its product as uncharacterized. The coding region runs from base 134 to 1147 and encodes 337 amino acids. Gene Ontology annotation, molecular function: RNA binding. The transcript has 3 exons. NCBI's taxonomy places the organism in Eukaryota, Fungi, Ascomycota, Eurotiomycetes, Chaetothyriales, Herpotrichiellaceae. The record is from RefSeq and is a predicted model, not a curated record.